AUGUUCAGUAACGCCCGACGGCCCCCCUGCCACGAUGCGGCGGACCUGUGCUGGGAAGGCGUCGAUGCGGCGUUUUCGCCCACGCCGAACCCAGCUCCAGCUGGCGACGAUCUCCUCUGGACGCAGCGUGUCCCGCAAGCCGGCCCCGGGGGCGGUGUCGGCCACGGGAGCGAGCCCAAGAGCGGUCCUGCUCCCAAGGACCUCGCGCUGGGCUUGAAGCAGCUGCGCAACCUGAUCGACAUGUACAUCGCACUCUGCGAGGGCGAACUCGACAAGGACCGGCAGAUCGAUGAGCUCCGGCGCGAAAACAAGCGCCUCCAGGCGGAGCUGGAGCAAGCGGGGCAGCCACGGCGCAAGCGGCAGAGGACCGCGGAGGAGGGUGCGGUCCAGGCGCGGGCGCGCUCCACGCAGACCCCGAUCGAUCCGCGCGCCGCGGGCAGCCGCGGCCCUGCGUCGCUCGUCGCGAGCGAGGACCGACAGGGCGGGAACAGGCACGACGUGGGGGCCGGACGGGGCGGCGACGGAGACGGAGGAGGCGAGGGCGCGCCCGCUGACGCCGACGCGUGGGCGGGAGACGGCGAGCCCGAAGCGGGGGGGUCCGGAGCGGCGCCGGAGGGGCCCCUGCGCCUGACGCGCAUCUUGCCCGCGCUGGUGGAGGGGGCGUCUGCUCCGGGCGGCAGCGACGCUGCGGAAGAGACGGAGGAAGACGCGGCUGAGAUGGAGGGGGAGGGAGGCUACGGCGACGCGGCGGCCUCCGAUUUCGGUGACUCUGGGGAUGCCGCUGGCAGCGGCGCUGGGGUGUUCACGCCCUCUCAGGCGCUCGCUGGCAGCGACGGGGUGCAGGGGAGCGACCUGGCUGCGGACGACGGCGGCGUGGUGCCGGGGAGCCCGACGUCGAUGUUCAUGCCUACCGCUGCAGUGGGCGCAGCGCUGGUCCAGGGCACGCCCGGUGCCGGCAGCGAGGGCUCGGAGGCGGUCGCGGACGGCGGCGGCGGAUCCUCGGGGGCGCCCGGUGCAGGCAGCGAGAGCCCGUGGGGAUCGGCAACGGCGAUCGACGACGAGGACCUUGUCCCUGACGGCGACAGUGAGGGUGCCGCUGUCGCGCCGGAGCCGCUUGCUGGCGCCGCGGCGCAGCAUGGCACGCUGCACAACUUCAACAUGGAUCUGGAGAGGCAGCGGGAGGCGCUAUCGGCCGCGUUCCUGGGGAUCGACGCGUGCAGCGAAAACCACGCUGCUUGCAUCAUCGACCGGGUUGUUCUCGGGCUCGUCGUGAGCGCCUUCCGCCGCUCUCCGGGCCGUCAGGAGCACCCCGGGAUCGUGGCGGCGGCGCUCAGGCCCGUCAACGCCGGCGCGCUACUGUUCUGGGACCCUGACACCGCAGACUACGUUCACAAGGGCCGCGGGCGCACCGCGCGGCCGUGCGCGCAGCCGUGCCUGCGCUGCAUCGCCGCCAGCGACUGCUGCGUGCGCAAGAUCGAGUGUCACCACCCGCCGGACCGCGAGACGGAGCUGUGGCGGCUGGGGCACUUGCUGACCGACGCCGACGUGGUCUGGGAGCUGGACGACGUCGAGAUCGCGCCGAGCGAGGCGGGAACGAAGGACCUGGCCUGGGACAUCAUCGUCAAGGCGGUGCGCGACAGCAGCAAGCCGCACGUCACGGGGAAGGACGUGGCGGAGGUCGCGGAGUGUGCGUUGGGGUUCGUCAAGGAGGUGUUCGGGACGGAAGCGUACGAGGCGUGGUAUCAGAAGCGGCACGGCGAGUACGCCGACGCGGCGCUCGCUGUGCAGCUAGCUCGGUCGCGAGGAUGA
Pedinophyceae sp. YPF-701 is the source of this 1809-nucleotide messenger RNA. NCBI's taxonomy places the organism in Eukaryota, Viridiplantae, Chlorophyta, Pedinophyceae. The record is from the annotation of a GenBank genome assembly.